AUGGCUUCUCGCGAUGUCCUCAAGGUCUCGGCUUUGCACUACAAGGACCCAAGCAAGACUGACGAGGAGUUCGAAAGGCAUGUCUCCGAGAGCAUCAACCCUGCCUGGGUGAAUCUCGUUCAGAGACACGAGGUCAUGAAAUAUUCCAUUGUUACGGAAAAGGUCCGCCCAGGGUGGACCGUCAUCAGCUCACAUGCGGUUCUCACCUAUUGGGCCCGGGAUAUCCAGCACAUUAUGGCCCUUACCAGCGAUCCGGAGUAUCAGGAGAUCGGUCGGGAGUCAGAGGCCGGCCGGAUCGAUUCUACCAGGGGAGAGAUCAUGGUGGGGUACGAGAAGGUUUACAUCGACAACAAGGAGAUGGUCGAUGGGACCGAUAAGAACUAA
Diaporthe citri is the source of this 384-nucleotide messenger RNA. RefSeq lists its product as uncharacterized. Lineage: Eukaryota; Fungi; Ascomycota; Sordariomycetes; Diaporthales; Diaporthaceae. Gene Ontology annotation, molecular function: oxidoreductase activity. The transcript is spliced from 2 exons. The record is from RefSeq and is a predicted model, not a curated record. Bases 1 to 384 code for a protein of 127 amino acids.